ACACCGCUUCAAUUGGCCGCAUAUUGUUCUUUGAACGAUGCUGCAAGCUUAUUACUUCAAAAAGGUGCAGAUAUCAACUCCCCCCCCGCAAAGGACUUCGGUUUCACUGCACUGCAACUGGCCAUUUUUUUGGACCAUAGCGAGAUGAUAGAAGCUUUAUUGAAGUCCGGCGCCAAUAUCAACUCCCCUGCAGCAUCAGAGGUUGGAUUCACGGCUCUCCAGGCGGCCAUUCUCGCCGAUAACAAUGAGUUAGCUCUGAGGCUGUUAAAUGAUGGUGCUGAAAUAGACGCUCCUGCAUCAUCUAGAAGCGGGAAGACCUCGUUACAAGCAGCCGCCUUCAAAGACAACGAUGAACUCAUCCAAGCUUUACUGAGCCGUAACCCCAACAUUAACGCUCCGCCCUCCCGCGAGUACGGUGCAACAGCAUUGCAAUAUGCAUCAAUCAGGGGGAAUUUUGACGUUGUGCUUCAACUCCUUGAGAAAGGAGCAGAUAUAAACGCAGCCCCGUCAGAGCAGGGGGGCCGAACCGCAUUGCAGGGAGCUGCAGAGCAUGGCCGACUUGAUAUCGUGCAUUUGUUGCUAGAGAAUGAUCACAAUGUGGAGUUUCUG
Messenger RNA from Ilyonectria robusta, 609 nucleotides. RefSeq names its product ankyrin repeat-containing domain protein. NCBI's taxonomy places the organism in Eukaryota, Fungi, Ascomycota, Sordariomycetes, Hypocreales, Nectriaceae. The annotation marks the transcript as partial. The record is from RefSeq and is a predicted model, not a curated record. Gene Ontology annotation, molecular function: protein binding. The transcript has a single exon.